Messenger RNA from Symbiodinium sp. CCMP2456, 1926 nucleotides. NCBI's taxonomy places the organism in Eukaryota, Dinophyceae, Suessiales, Symbiodiniaceae. The record is from the annotation of a GenBank genome assembly.
AUGCAGGAAGUGCGGGAAGCCUUUAAGCAGACGGUUGGAGAGAAUAUCCGAAGCGAUGAUCUCGCAGCGGUUCUGAAGACCUGUGGCGUGGACGAGGCUUCGGUGGAGUUCCUCCUCCAGCAGGCUAAGGAUUUCUCCGAGAACGAGGUUGUCUCCGUCAGUGGCUUCUGCGACUCGCUUCGCAUGUCUGCGCAACGGACGCUCUCCCUUGGCAAGGCCGUGGCACAGGUCAACAGCGUUGAGGCCUGGAAUCUUCACCAUGAUGACUUGAAGCAGCUUGCUUCUAUGUUGAGCGGUAUGUGCAAGGCCACCACAGUGGCAGAGGCCCUCCAAGAGGUCCAUUCGCUUCUGUCACUGGGCCAUGACUUAUGGGUCUAUGCCUACAUGCGAAAGCUCUAUGAUCGCAGCCCUGACCUUUACUUUGCCACCAUAGCAGCAGAGCCUGCAAAGCUGCUGCCGGCCGUAUACACACCCACCGUCGGCGAGGCAUGCCAAAAGUUUGGCAAGAUGCCCCUCUACCGCCGAGGCUGCUACCUUUGCAUAUCCGACCGUGGCCACUUCAAAGAAGUGCUGCGUGAGUAUGCCGAGGCCGAGCUGGAGAAGGACGCCAAGGGCAACUACCUAUGUGAUUGUAUUGUCUUCUCGGACGGAGGUCGCAUCCUCGGACUGGGAGACUUGGGCGCCUGGGGGAUGGGCAUCCCCAUCGGCAAACUGGAUCUUUAUACCGUCUGUGCGGGCUUCGACCCUUCUCGAACCAUCCCCCUGAUCCUCGACGCCGGCUGCUCCGGGCCGGAAGGCAACACCGAUCGCUUGGUCAUCCGAGAUAGUGCAGUCUACACAGGCAUGAAGCAGGCACGUGUCACACACAAGUCUGCAGGGGGAACCGUCGUGAACACCGCUUACUAUGGCGAAGGGAAUGUCAUCGAGGAGUUCAUGAAGGCUGCGACCGAGCUCUUCGGUGAGAGAUGCCUGCUCCAGUUUGAGGACUUCAACUCCAACGAUGCCUUCCCUUUAUUGGCGGAGUAUCGCAACAAGUAUUUGACCUACAACGACGACAUCCAGGGCACCGCCGCCGUAGCGCUGGCGGCGCUCCUGGGUUCUAUGCGCCUUCGCGACCCCAAGUGCGACCUGAGGGCGACGCUGCUGAAGCAGACCUUCCUCUUCCACGGGGCGGGAUCCGCGAACAUCGGCUUGAUGCGGCUCCUGAACGAAGAGGCCGGGGUACCGCUCUCCUCCAUCUUCGUCACCAACUCCAGGGGCUUGAUUUGGCGCUCUGCGGAUGACACUAUGGGCAGCUUCCGCAACCAGGAACAGAAGGCUUUUGCGCAGGUCGGCGAGCCAACUUUCGAUUCUAAGGACUUGGCUACCCUAGUGGAACAUGUCAAACCCACCUGCGUGGUGGGGGCGGUAGGUGUGACUCCGAACUGCUUCAAGAAGCCAAUGGUGGAGGCCUUGCUACGUUUCUCGGAGCGUCCGGUAAUCUUCGCCCUCUCUAAUCCGAAGACUCAGGCAGAGAUCACCGCCAACGAUGCCUACGAGUGGUCCCAGGGCAAGGUGAUCUUCGGUUCUGGGACCUGGUUUGCUCCGGUGGAACUGAACGGGAAAACCUUCGCACCAGGGCAGGUGAACAACGUCUACAUCUUUCCGGGCAUGUCUUUCGGUGCAGUCUGCUGCCAGGCAUCGAGCAUACCAGAGCGGCUGUUUUUGGCAGCGGCAGAGGCCGUGGCCAACAGCCUAGGUGAGGAGGAGAUGGCUUUGGACAUGGUGGUUCCCAAGCGCGACCGCAUCCAGGAGGUGUCCCUGAACGUCGCAACUGCUGUGGUUUUGGAGGCCCAAGCCCUAGGCCUCGCCGCGCGCAACUUGGGCGCAGACCGGCAGACCGUGCAAAGAGCGCUGGAGGCCAUGCGCUGGACUCCGAAGCCCUGA